Molecule: messenger RNA, 840 nt
Organism: Didymodactylos carnosus
Lineage: Eukaryota; Metazoa; Rotifera; Eurotatoria; Philodinida; Philodinidae
Source: the annotation of a GenBank genome assembly
AUGAUAGUUACUCUCAUUUUGAUUUUGUUUGUCACAUACAAAUUAUAUGAGCGUUUCUUUCCGGCAUCAUGGGGUGAUCCAAACGGAAAAUAUGUGCUAAUAAGUGGCUGUGAUACCGGUUUCGGAAAUGGACUUGCAAAAGAAUUAGAUUGCCAAGGCUAUAACGUAAUAGCAGGAGUUUAUUCGAAUAAUACAAUAGAACAGCUCGGUAAAGAAUUAUCAUCUAAAGCAACAGUGUUCAAAUUAGAUAUAACGAAACAGCAGGAUAUUGAUGGUGCCUUCGAAUUAGUUAAAAGUAAAACAGAUAAUUUACACGCGUUAGUUAACAAUGCUGGUGUAGGCAGAGGUGGACUGAUCGACUGGACACCUCUGACGUUGUAUCGCGAUGUAAUGGAAGUGAAUUUUUUUGGACAUGUCUCAAUGACAAAAACUUUUCUCCCAUUAUUAUUGAGACAACCCGGUAAUCGAAUUGUGAAUAUUUCCUCUAUCGCUGGUUACUUUGCUUCGCCUGCUGUAUCAGCAUAUUGUGCGAGUAAGUACGCGUUAGAGGCUUUCUCCGAUUGUUUACGUCGAGAAAUGGCACAGUGGGGAUUAAAGGUGUCUGUCAUCGAACCGGGAUUAAUGAGAACAGCAAUUUUUGAAGGAAAAGAAGAAGCGCUGUCUCAAUUAUGGACUAAUUUAACUAGUGACACGAAAGAACGAUGGGGUGAAGCGUUUUUCGACCAACAUAUGAAGCGCAUGAAUGACUUCAUGAAGAAUACACAAGAUCCGAUGAUUGUCGUUCGCGCGUUACAACAUGCUGUGUCAAGCUCUAAGCCAAACUUUCGCUUUAGGCCAUGA